Trichoderma virens Gv29-8 is the source of this 1173-nucleotide messenger RNA. RefSeq lists its product as uncharacterized. The record is from RefSeq and is a predicted model, not a curated record. The transcript has 4 exons. The coding region runs from base 1 to 1173 and encodes 390 amino acids. NCBI's taxonomy places the organism in Eukaryota, Fungi, Ascomycota, Sordariomycetes, Hypocreales, Hypocreaceae. Gene Ontology annotation, molecular function: agmatinase activity; metal ion binding.
AUGAAGUUUGUAUCAUUAUUACAUCUCCUUUCCUUUAUUGGCUCAGGCUAUGCCUGUGGCGGGCAUAAUGAUGAGAAGGAAUGGAGUAGCGAGGAAUUGGCAGAGUUGGAGGCAAAAUGGGGACACGAGUGGUCGUUCAAUGGCAUCGGGUCUUUUGCUCACUUGGAUUAUGUCAAAUGUCUCACCAACCCUCAAGAGACAUAUGACAUCGCAAUUAUCGGGGCGCCUUUUGACAACGCUGUCUCUUUCAGACCAGGCGCCCGAUUUGGACCCAGGGCUAUCAGACAAGCGUCUUCUCGCCAGACCUCGCUGCGUGCAUUCAAUCCUCGCGCAAACGUCAAUCCGUACCAAAACUGGGCAAAAAUCGUUGACUGCGGAGAUAUUCCCAUUACACCCUUCGAUAACAAUAUCGCAACCGAGCAAAUGACACAGGCGUUUAAGAAUCUUGGCAGAGCUCGUCCAACAAGCUCACUAAGUCAAGGUCGGCCGAAGCUCAUCACGCUUGGUGGAGACCACAGUUUGGCGCUGCCUGCGUUGAGAUCCUUGAAUGAGAUUUACGGCAGGCCAGUUCGUGUACUUCACUUUGAUGCCCAUCUGGACACUUGGGAUCCUGCUGCGUACCCAUCUGCCUGGGGCUCAACACACUUCACCCAUGGCUCGAUGUUCUGGAUGGCUAACCAAGAAGGCCUGCUGUCAAACUCAUCAACAGGUCAGUCCGUUCACGCCGGUCUGCGUACCCGCCUCAGCGGCACGGACUGGGCAGAUCAUGAAUCCGACACCGCUCAGAACUGGGUUCGCUUUGCCGCUGAUGAGAUUGACGAUAUUGGCACCAAGGGUAUCAUUGAUGGCAUUAUGUCGGUGCUGGGAACUGAGGAUCCUGUGUACUUGUCUGUUGAUAUCGACGUAUUGGAUGUGGCUUUCGCACCUGGUACUGGAACCCCUGAGCCUGGUGGUUGGACAACCAGGGAGCUUAUCAGAAUUUUGCGAGGCAUUGAGGGCUUGAACAUUGUUGGCGCUGACGUAGUCGAGGUUAGCCCCGCUUACCAGGGAAGAGGUGAAGAAACGGCAUUAGCGGCAGCCCAAGUUGUAUAUGAGAUUUUGAGCUCUAUUAUCAAGAAGGGCCUGGAGGAUGGAGCUAAAGAAAAGCGAGGGAGCGGAAGAGAUGAGCUGUGA